Molecule: messenger RNA, 2697 nt
Organism: Quercus robur (English oak)
Lineage: Eukaryota; Viridiplantae; Streptophyta; Magnoliopsida; Fagales; Fagaceae
Product: beta-glucosidase 11-like
Exons: 12
Coding region: 69-1400 (443 amino acids)
Biological process (GO): carbohydrate metabolic process
Molecular function (GO): beta-glucosidase activity
Source: RefSeq, a predicted model, not a curated record
GUUGAAGGUGCAGAAACCUAGAUGGGAGGACACCCAGCAUAUGGGAUACAUUCGCCCAUGCAGGGAAUAUGCAUGGAGCCAGUGGGGACAUAGCAUGUGAUGAGUAUCAUAAAUAUAAGGACGAUGUCCAGCUCAUGGAAGACACGGGUUUAGAAGCCUAUAGGUUUUCCAUAUCAUGGUCAAGGCUUAUCCCAAAUGGAAGAGGAGCUGUUAAUCCAAAGGGUUUGCAAUAUUACAACAAGCUCAUCAAUGAGCUAAUCAGCCAUGGAAUACAACCACACGUAACAUUACACCACACUGAUCUUCCUCAAGCACUUGAAGAUGAGUAUGGAGGAUGGGUUAGUCGGAAGAUUGUGAAAGACUUCACGGCAUAUGCAGAUGUAUGCUUCAGGAAGUUUGGUGACAGGAUAUCAUAUUGGACUACAAUGAAUGAGGCCAAUGUGUUCGUGCUUGAGGGUUAUGAUACUGGAUUUCUUCCUCCUCAGCGAUGUUCACCUCCAUAUGGAGGUAACUGCUCUACAGGAAACUCCUCAACUGAGCCGUACAUGGCAGCUCAUCAUAUCCUGCUGGCACAUGCGUCAGCUGCUAGAUUAUACAAGAAACGAUACCAGGACAAGCAGCAUGGUGUUAUAGGGCUCAAUGUCUUUUGCUAUUGGUUUAUUCCUCUAACAAACAGUACUGAAGAUAAAAUUGCCACUCAAAGAGCCAAAGAUUUUUACUUGGGUUGGUUUGUGGAUCCCUUGGUAUUUGGAGACUAUCCUCAGACCAUGAAAAAGAUUGUAGGCUCUAGACUUCCAUCCUUUACCUAUGCUGAAUCCAGUCAGGUUAAGGGUUCAUUUGACUUCAUUGGAGUGAAUCAUUACAUCACAAUGUAUGUCAAUGAUAACCCAAGCGGCCUAAAUAUGGAAGACAGAGAUGUUUUGGCAGACAUGGCGGUACAGUUUACAAGAAUUCGAAAUGAUACGUCCAUAUUUGAGUAUCCAAUUGCACCCUGGGGUCUGCAAGGAAUCCUGGAGUAUAUCAAGCAAUUUUAUGGCAACCCUCCUGUCUACAUUCAUGAAAAUGGUCAACGAACAAGACGUAAUUCAACACUGGAAGACUGGCCUAGGGUAAAAUAUUUGCAUGGAUAUAUUGGCAGUUUGCUUGAUGCAUUGAGGAAUGGAUCAAAUACAAGAGGUUAUUUUACAUGGUCCUUCUUGGAUUUAUUUGAAAUGUUGGAUGGCUAUGAAUCAAGCUACGGCCUAUACUUUGUGGAUUUGGAUGACCCGGAUUUAAAAAGACAACCUAAGCUCUCUGCUCAUUGGUACUCCAAUUUCUUGAAGGGGAAAAACAUCAGUUCUGAUGGAUAUAUUGAACUUCAAAAGAAUAUAUCUGCAGUUUCCCCUUAUUUACUUGAGUAGAUUAUGCUUUGUACAUGUACUUUGUAUAAUGGUUUGUUUAUUAUUCUCUCUCUCUCUCUCUCUCUCUCUCUUUUUUUUUGUCAAAGUAUACGAACUAACAGUGUGCUGCUUUGUAGCAUUUUUUCAUUUGUACACAAAAUAGUAUAUAGAUAUCUUUGGUGUUCUUCAAUAUAUUUAAGUGAGACAGAUAGAGGCCCUUUCUGAUAUUGCCGACAAUUUCAAGGACAACAACUAUUCACUUCUUCAAAAGUCAUCUACUUUAAUACGUGGAGAUCUCUAGUACAAUGCAUUACAGAAGGCCUUAUCUCCAUGUGUGUUUGGCUAACUUAUAUUUUGGUAGCUUAUUUAUCAGGGAGUAUUGGAUUGAAUGAAAUAUGCAAAUGAACCAAAAUGGGUUAAAAGUAUGAACUUUUUUAUAUUUUCUUGUGCGGUUUGUCAGAAACUGAAGAUGGCAACGCUGGGUAGUGCAAGGGAGGAUGACCAGCUCUGGUGAGUUCUUGUUUUGGUCCAAAAAAAUACAGGCUUAUUUUAUGGUGCUUUUGUUGCUAAAUAAAAUUUUUGGAAAAAAUUUCUCACUUUUGGCAACCCAUGGUUCACAUGAGUCCACUACUAACACCAUUUUUAUUGUGCAUCAAUCAAAUAGACCAAGUCAAAAAUUAUGAAAAAAUAUAUAUAUAUAUCUGAAAUUUUUUUUCUCACUCGAAUUACUGUUUCAAUUAAUAAAAAUAUAGAGGUAAAUUCCACUAACAUAUCCUGAGGUUUUGACUAAUGCCAACCAAGUUCAAAACUUUUCAAAACUAUCUAGUUUGGUUCCUAAAGCCAACUUAGUCCCUAAAUAGAUAGUUAUUUUUUCUCAACUGUUUUAGGGAUUGAACUGGCUUUAGAGACUAAAUUGGUUAGUUUUGAAAAGUUUUGGACUUAGUUGGCAUUAUCUCAAAUGGAAUUUACCCAAUAUAUAGAUAUAGAGUACUUUUUUUUUUUUUUUAGAGUACUAGAUAUAGAGUACUUGGUUGCAGUUAAUCCAAGUAGAGGCUUAUAAUACCAAGCAUAGAGUGCAAUUCAAUCCUGUCUUUACCAUGCUUUCUCAAAGUCAAAUAAAAAUAAAAAUCUGGCCAUAAAUUAAAGCUAUGUGAAUGCCGUAGGACGGUAGGACUCAUGAAUGGACAAAUCCAAUAAGAUUCUUUUUUUUAAGGAAUCCAAUAGGCAUCUAAAACUAUGUUGCGUAUGUUCUUUAACAACAUAUAUGUAUAUAGAGAGAGAGUACUGCGAGGCUCCUACUAAACAGGAGGAAAAUGUU